Molecule: messenger RNA, 1188 nt
Organism: Closterium sp. Naga37s-1
Lineage: Eukaryota; Viridiplantae; Streptophyta; Zygnematophyceae; Desmidiales; Closteriaceae
Source: the annotation of a GenBank genome assembly
AUGGGGAAGGGACGCAAUAACAAAGCUGGCAAGAAGACUGCUGAUGACGAUCGCGAAAAGGAGGAGACUGCUGUACCUGAAAUACCUGUGAAGACUGCUGCUGACAAGAGCCGUACGCCUUCGUCUUCAUCGCCGGCUGACGUGAUUGGUCCGUUCCAGGAUCUCCUUGAUCUGCACAACAAUGCGGAUCAGGAAAGCGGUCCUGCUGAAGACGACGCGGAGGACAACGGGGAACAUGCGGAUCGGGAGAAUAAGGAGGUGGUUGACGAACCUGCUGUGGAUGCUACGGAACAAGGAGACGAUGAUGCAGAGUCGGUUGAGGCCCCUGGCGAGGAUGACAACGGCUACCUGAGCGACGAUUCGGAUGAGCAUCUAGAACCUGAUUCGCUCAGCAGCGUCAUUGCCUUGAAGCGUUUUUCACUAACCUUGUUGGUGCCGAUCUCCAGGAAAGUUGAAGUCAAGCGUGCUGCUAUAACGGUUGCAGCGCUGCUCGAUGAUGAGAAGGAUCAGUUAUCUCCGGACGCUUUACAGACGACGACGUAUCAGGAGCUUACAGCGACAUACUUCUCAGGCACGCGUUAUGGCCGCCUGCAAGUCACUUUUAACCGUGUCAGGGACGCGAACUACAUCUGGAACCAGAUCAUCAAGCAUGAAUGUGUGAAUGGCGACAUCAUUGAUCUCACCUGGCAGCACCCGGAGGAUGCGCGUUUCCUUCGUGAACGCGUCCUGAACCCGUCGGCGAAGGAGGUGGUGGUUAAGGGACUGCCGGCCGACAUCACUGCUGAGCUGAUCCGCCAUCUGUUGGUGGUGUCCAAGCUCGUCAAACGCGGCAGGAGCGCCUUCGCUAGCGGCUUUGGUUUUCACCGUACUGUGGACCCGGUCACCGGGUUGGAUACUGACCGCAUUCGUGCUGCUUCCUUGAAAGCCUCAGCCCCCAUGAAACGCAUCCUGAAAGACCCCGCGGUAGUACUCACCUCCACAGGUGGUGUGCGGGAGGAGUGGGUAUGUGUGCAAACGGUGUGCGAGAAGGCGCAAGGGAACCAUUUCGAACAAGCAGCGGCUCAUGUCGCAUCUGCCAGACACAAAGGGGGUUUGAAGGCAGACGGCAACACAACGCGUGCCAGCAAGCACUCCCAGAAGAUGGCCAUUUUCAAGAAGGAGUUCAUUGUCAAAGCGGUAGCAAAGUGA